This is a messenger RNA of Contarinia nasturtii (swede midge), 1555 nucleotides long. RefSeq names its product innexin inx2-like. NCBI's taxonomy places the organism in Eukaryota, Metazoa, Arthropoda, Insecta, Diptera, Cecidomyiidae. Gene Ontology annotation, molecular function: gap junction channel activity. The coding region runs from base 124 to 1344 and encodes 406 amino acids. The transcript is spliced from 2 exons. Gene Ontology annotation, cellular component: plasma membrane; gap junction. Gene Ontology annotation, biological process: phototransduction. The record is from RefSeq and is a predicted model, not a curated record.
CAGUUAUAUCACAUACACCGAACAGACGAAACACACAGUAGCGAGAGAGAUUGAGAACUUUUAUUUAUUCAAAUUAUACUUCGAUUUAUUCGUGAUUUGCUAUAAAUAUCGAUUUACAUCGCAAUGGAUUUUAUUGGUCACUUGAGACGUUUUAUUCACCCGAAUAAAAUAUGCAUCGCUAAUAAUAUUUUUGAUUUGAGCACAAAAGCAACACUGGUCAUCUUCGCCGCACUCUCAACGUUGUUGACAUCUUAUCAAUAUCUUGGCGCUCCAAUUCUUUGUGUGGUCGAUCGAUUUCCGGUGAAUGUGAUGCAAACUUACUGUUGGUUCUAUGGUACUUACACGCUACCAAAUAGUUUAUUGGGUGACAUCGGUAAGCACAUUAUUGAACCGGGUGUUGCAAGCGAAGGUUCGGCGCCAAUCAAGUACCACCGAUAUUAUCAAUGGGUUUGUUUGGCAUUGUUUGGAAACGCGAUUUUUAGUUAUUUGCCACGAUUUUUGUGGAAAACCGUUGAAAAUGGCCGAAUGAAAAAGUUGUGUGCGGAUCUGAAUAAUCCAACGAUUGGAAUGGACAAGAUCGGUGCCAAGAAAGUCGAUGACAAAAAAGGCAGUGACAACAAGGAAGGUGAAAACAAGGAAGGUGAAAACAAGGAAGUUGACGAAAAGAAAGGCGAUGACAAACCCGAUGACAAAAAAGUUGAUGGCAAUAAGAGGGAUAGUAAGAAGAAAGUUGGUAUCAAAGAAAAGCGCUUAUCGGGUAUCACAACCUAUUUUACCUUCUAUUUGAAUCGACACUCAUCUUAUGCGUAUUACUUCUUUGGCUGCGAACUUUUAAACUUUGCCAUUGCAAUUGCACAGAUUUAUUUCACUCAUUUAUUCUUGGAUGGUCAGUUUUUAAACUAUGGCAUUGAUGUGAUGCUCAAUCAAAAGGUGAAACCAAUGACACAAAUUUUCCCAAAAGUUACCAAAUGCUUUUUCCAUAAGUAUGGGCCCUCCGGUGGUAUUCAAAAGUAUGACGCACUCUGUGUGCUAGCAAUUAACAUUUUGAAUGAGAAAAUUUACUUAUUUCUAUGGUUUUGGUUUGUCGGAAUCGUCUUUUUGUCCGGCAUUGCGUUAGUUUAUCGAGCAUUUGUUUGUUGUUCGGCCAAAAUUCGUCUGCAUCUUCUCAUUUCGUUUCGAGCACGGUUUGCACCACGCGACGACAUUGAAUACAUUUUGCGUCAUUUUGAUGUGGCCGACUGGUUUGUAUUGUACCAAAUGAGCAAAAAUAUCGAUUCAGUAAUAUUCGAAGAAAUUUGUCAUGAACUUAAACUAAUGCUAGAGUCAGACAAGAAAAAAAGCUAAAGAAUGACACCAUUGCAUGAGAGCAAAUUUAUAUUUAUUACGAUUUUCAAGUAUUAUUAUUUUGCCUCAAAUGUAUUAGUCUCAAAUCACAGUUUAGUCGCUUGCUUUCACCCAUAUCAUUAUGUAAUUUGGAAAAUUCUUUAAGAAACCAUCUUUAUCUUACUACUUUCAAUUGUUGCAAACAAAACAUAGGACACGUUGAUAAAUUUAG